CCCGCGGCCUGCCGUCCGCACUCUCCAUGAGGCUGCUGGUGCUGGUCCGCGCGGCGCCGACGCGGGGAGCGCGCUUCGCGCUGACUCAGCGGCGACGAAGGCGGCGGCGGCGGCGGCGUUAGCCGGCCCCUCGCGCUCUUUCCCUUCCUGGGGCGUCGACCCCGCCCGCCUGCUUGCUAGCUUGCCGGCCGGGCGCCACGCAAAAGAAGGCGCCAGGGGACGCGGAGCGGCUCGCGGCCCCGGCCAGCUCGGUCUCCGGCGUUAGCGCUGCGGCCGUGGCGGAGGACGACGGCGACAAGGACGAGGGCCGCUCUCUCCGCUCCCUGCGUGCGGCGCCGCUCCGCGCUGCUGACCAGCCCUCGGGAGUGCAGGCGGGGAGGCGGGAUGGACUGAUAGGGAAGAUGUUUGUGGAUUCUUGUGUGGGAUCAGAGGGCACGCCUAUUGUAAUCAGAAAACUCCAAGAAUAGCAGCAGGGAUGGAUGAACAGGCUCUUUUAGGGCUAAAUCCAAAUGCUGAUUCAGACUUCAGACAAAGGGCCCUGGCCUAUUUUGAGCAGUUAAAGAUUUCCCCAGAUGCCUGGCAAGUGUGUGCAGAAGCUCUAGCCCAGAGGACAUACAGUGAUGAUCACAUAAAGUUUUUCUGCUUUCAAGUACUAGAACAUCAAGUUAAAUACAAAUAUUCAGAACUAACUACUGUUCAACAACAACUAAUUAGGGAGACGCUCAUAUCUUGGCUUCAAGCUCAGAUGCUGAAUCCCCAACCAGAGAAGACCUUUAUACGAAAUAAAGCAGCCCAAGUCUUCGCAUUGCUUUUUGUUACAGAAUAUCUCACUAGGUGGCCCAAGUUUUUUUUUGAUAUUCUCUCAGUAGUGGACCUAAAUCCAAGGGGAGUAGAUCUGUACCUCCGAAUCCUCAUGGCUAUUGAUUCAGAGUUGGUGGAUCGUGAUGUGGUGCAUACAUCAGAGGAGGCCCGUAGGAAUACUCUAAUAAAAGAUACCAUGAGGGAGCAGUGCAUUCCAAACUUGGUGGAAUCAUGGUACCAAAUUUUACAAAAUUACCAGUAUACUAAUUCAGAAGUGACAUGUCAGUGCCUUGAAGUAGUUGGGGCUUAUGUCUCUUGGAUAGACUUAUCCCUUAUAGCCAAUGAUAGGUUUAUAAAUAUGCUGCUAGGUCAUAUGUCAAUAGAAGUUCUGCGGGAGGAAGCAUGUGACUGUUUAUUUGAAAUUGUAAAUAAAGGAAUGGAUCCUGUUGAUAAAAUGAAACUAGUAGAAUCUUUGUGUCAAGUAUUACAGUCUGCUGGGUUUUUCAGCAUUGACCAGGAAGAAGAUGUUGACUUUCUAGCCAGAUUUUCUAAGCUGGUAAAUGGAAUGGGACAGUCAUUGAUAGUUAGUUGGACUAAAUUAAUUAAGAAUGGGGAUAUCAAGAAUGCUCAAGAGGCACUACAAGCUAUUGAAACAAAAGUGGCGCUGAUGCUGCAGCUACUAAUUCAUGAGGAUGAUGACAUCUCUUCUAACAUUAUUGGAUUCUGUUAUGAUUAUCUUCAUAUUUUGAAACAGCUUCCAGUGCUCUCAGAUCAGCAAAAAGCUAACGUAGAGGCAAUCAUGUUGGCCGUUAUGAAAAAACUGACUUAUGAUGAAGAAUAUAACUUUGAAAAUGAGGGUGAAGAUGAAGCCAUGUUUGUAGAAUAUAGAAAACAACUGAAGUUAUUGUUGGACAGGCUUGCUCAAGUUUCACCAGAGUUACUGCUGGCUUCUGUGCGCAGAGUUUUUAGUUCUACACUGCAGAAUUGGCAGACUACACGUUUUAUGGAAGUUGAAGUAGCAAUAAGAUUGCUGUAUAUGUUGGCAGAAGCUCUUCCAGUAUCUCAUGGUGCUCACUUCUCAGGUGAUGUUUCAAAAGCUAGUGCUUUGCAGGAUAUGAUGCGAACUUUGGUAACAUCAGGAGUUAGUUCCUAUCAGCAUACAUCUGUGACAUUGGAGUUCUUCGAAACUGUUGUUAGAUAUGAAAAGUUUUUCACAGUUGAACCUCAACACAUUCCAUGUGUACUAAUGGCUUUCUUAGAUCAUAGGGGUCUGCGGCAUUCUAGUGCAAAAGUACGGAGCAGAACUGCUUACCUGUUUUCCAGAUUUGUCAAAUCUCUGAAUAAACAAAUGAACCCUUUUAUUGAGGAUAUUCUGAAUAGAAUACAAGAUUUACUAGAGCUUUCUCCACCUGAGAAUGGUUACCAGUCUUUGUUGAGCAGUGAUGAUCAGCUCUUUAUUUAUGAGACAGCCGGAGUGCUGAUUGUUAAUAGUGAAUAUCCAGCUGAACGGAAACAAGCCUUAAUGAGAAAUCUUUUGACCCCACUAAUGGAGAAGUUUAAAAUUCUGUUAGAAAAAUUGAUGCUGGCACAAGAUGAAGAAAGACAGGCAUCACUAGCAGACUGUCUGAACCAUGCUGUUGGAUUUGCCAGCCGAACCAGCAAAGCUUUCAGCAACAAACAGACUGUGAAACAGUGUGGCUGUUCCGAAGUUUAUCUGGAUUGUUUACAGACGUUCUUGCCAGCCCUCAGUUGUCCCCUGCAAAAGGAUAUUCUCAGAAGUGGAGUUCGUACUUUCCUUCAUCGCAUGAUUAUUUGCCUAGAGGAAGAAGUUCUUCCAUUCAUCCCAUCUGCCUCAGAACACAUGCUCAAAGAUUGUGAAGGAAAAGACCUCCAGGAGUUCAUUCCUCUUAUCAACCAGAUUACAGCCAAAUUUAAGAUACAGGUAUCUCCAUUUUUACAGCAAAUGUUCAUGCCUCUACUUCAUGCAAUUUUUGAGGUAUUGCUCCGACCAGCAGAAGAAAAUGACCAGUCUGCUGCUUUAGAGAAGCAAAUGUUACGAAGGAGUUACUUUGCUUUCCUGCAAACAGUCACAGGCAGUGGAAUGAGCGAAGUCAUAGCAAAUCAAGGUGCAGAGAAUGUAGAACGAGUGCUGGUUACUGUUAUCCAAGGAGCAGUUGAAUAUCCAGAUCCAAUUGCACAGAAGACAUGUUUUAUCAUCCUCUCCAAGUUGGUAGAACUCUGGGGAGGUAAAGAUGGACCAGUGGGAUUUGCUGAUUUUGUUUAUAAGCACAUUGUCCCUGCAUGUUUCCUAGCACCUUUAAAACAAACCUUUGACCUGGCAGAUGCACAAACAGUGUUGGCUUUAUCUGAGUGUGCGGUGACAUUGAAAACAAUUCAUCUCAAACGGGGCCCAGAAUGUGUUCAGUAUCUUCAACAAGAAUACCUGCCUUCCUUGCAAGUAGCUCCAGAAAUAAUUCAGGAGUUUUGUCAAGCGCUUCAGCAGCCUGAUGCUAAAGUUUUUAAAAAUUACUUAAAGGUAUUCUUCCAGAGAGCAAAGCCCUAAGGACUGGAUCUCCCUGUGCCUACUUUAUGAUCAGGAAUUCCAGUUAAUUUAUAAAGAAGCAGUUUUGUGUGCCAUUCACACUGGUUUUUUUAACAUUGCUUUAAGCUUAUUGCAGUAUAUGUAUUGGGAUUUUUCUGUAAAAUGGUGUAAUUUUCUCUGAAUACAGGUAUGUGACAACAAGAGAAGUUGCUUGCAUGCCAGUUCAAACUGUUCUAUAUAAAAAUGCUGUUAAAAGAUACAGCACGGUUAUCCUAGUACCUUUUUUUUUUUUUACUUGAAACGUUAAAUCCUUUAUAAAGACCAUAGCAGGAAAACUGUGUACUUUUUUUUCAAUUGCUAAAUAUAAAAUGUUUGAAAAUUUUAAUUUUCUUUUACAUGUGCCGUCUCAAAAUAUGGAGGAAAUAUAAUAAAUCAAAACUAAUUUUUUGUAGAUAGCCAUUACAUUUCUUUAAACUGUUUUCAAUGCCAAUGUGUGUUCUACAAAAGAGAAUGGUUUCAUAAAUUAACUGAUUUAAGAGUAGGUACCAGUGUUAUACACUUUUUAUAAAAAAAUAAAAAUAAAUUUUACGUAGUGAAA
This is a messenger RNA of Odobenus rosmarus divergens (Pacific walrus), 3941 nucleotides long. It is a transcript of the gene XPOT, whose product is annotated as exportin, tRNA. Gene Ontology annotation, cellular component: nuclear matrix; cytoplasm; nuclear pore. Gene Ontology annotation, biological process: tRNA re-export from nucleus; intracellular protein transport. Bases 476 to 3364 code for a protein of 962 amino acids. The transcript is spliced from 25 exons. NCBI's taxonomy places the organism in Eukaryota, Metazoa, Chordata, Mammalia, Carnivora, Odobenidae. Gene Ontology annotation, molecular function: tRNA binding; small GTPase binding. The record is from RefSeq and is a predicted model, not a curated record.